Molecule: messenger RNA, 2016 nt
Organism: Bathycoccus prasinos
Lineage: Eukaryota; Viridiplantae; Chlorophyta; Mamiellophyceae; Mamiellales; Bathycoccaceae
Exons: 1
Coding region: 1-2016 (671 amino acids)
Biological process (GO): P-body assembly; deadenylation-dependent decapping of nuclear-transcribed mRNA
Cellular component (GO): P-body
Molecular function (GO): RNA binding
Source: RefSeq, a predicted model, not a curated record
AUGGGAUUCUUCGCGAACAUUCCGAAACCGCCGAAAUUGGCCGGGUUUUUCGGCAACGAAGAAGAGAAAGAUGAGAACGGGAAGAAAAUGGAAGAAAUUGGAGGCGAGAUGGAAGAUUUAGAGUUGAAAUCGAAAGAAGUGGACAUUCCGUCGUCGGCGAGUAUCGAACAGAAACUGCUGACGCCGAUGGAUUUAUUGAACGCGGCGAGGAAUGGUGGUGGGGGUAAUAAUGAGAACAACAACAACAUGAACAACAACGGCCAACAGCGACACGCGGCGCCGCCGCCGAUGUUACCGCCGAUGCCUGGAGCGCAGCACCCGAUGUUUAGCGGCCAAAUGCCGCCGCAAGGACCGCCACGGCCGGGAAUGCCACCGCCGAUGCAAGGUAUGAUGCCGCCACAAGGAACGCCGCCGGGAAUGGGAGGUAUACAUAUGUUUCCACCGCUGGGACAGGAUGGAGGUCCUCCUCCGCCGCCUGGGAUGAUGCCGCCGCCGCCAGGGAUGAUGCCGCCGCCGCCAGGGAUGGCGCCGCCUCCUGGACCGCCCGGAUUUCAUCACCAUCACGGCGGAAGAGGUCGAGGUGGUCGAGGAGGUCGAGGUGGUCGAGGUGGUCCAGGUGGUGUGGGUGGUUUCAAUCAGCACUACACAGAAUCAGGAAAACAGAGACGCAUAUUUACCGGGCCGAGACGAGACGGUCGUCCUCGAUUCCAAGGCGAAUUGAUGACAGGCGAAGAGAUUGAACAAAUCUUACGCAUUCAGUGGAAAGCGACGCACCCGGACCAAGAGAAGGCGUACUCGCACGAUUAUUACCAUCAAGCAUUUUUAUCGAAGAAUUAUCCGGGGCGUUUGAGAGAACCGUUUUGUCCGGAGGAGCUGAGAGAGUUGCCUUCGCACGUGAAAGAAAAGAGAGGCGAAGUGACGUUCGUGCCUGGCUUGGAAGGGUUGGGUAAAGUGCCGUUUUCAAACGUUCGCACGCCGAAACAGUUAUUGCAAAUUCCAACCGGCCCGGAGGAAGAGAACGACGAGUCUGGCGAUGACGAAAACGAGCCGAGAGUGCGAUUGGCGAACGAACCUUUACUCGCGGCGAGAAUUAUGAUUGAAGACGCGAUGUACUUAUUGUUAGACGUCGAUGAUAUCGACCGAUUACUCUUAAAGAAUGAAUUCGCCGCCGAUGAUACCAUGAACCACGAAGACGAGAUUGACGCAGAAAAGGAAAACGAAGUGGAGAAGGCGUCGAUGAAGCAAAAGACGAAGGACGCGUUGACGCAACGUAAAAAAUUUCUGUUGGAAGGUUUGGUCUCUACUUUGCGUUUGCCAGAAUCGCCGGUUUUGAGCAGCGAUGAAAGCGACGUCAUCUUCCAAAGACUUGUUUCUUUACCGAAAGGUCGAGUAAUGCUUGCGAGCGUUUUGAAAGCGUUGGAUCCAGCGUCGCCGUCUGCGGCGCAACUUGUCUGGGCGGUGUUUCGAAACGUCGGCAAGAUUGCCAAGUUUGCAGAAAAAUCCGCCUCGAAAGCGGUUAAAGGCAGUCGUGCCGCACAAGCCGCCGCCGCACAAGCCAUGUCUUUUCAGCAGAGAGACGGACAAAGUGUUAUCACUGACGUGGAUCGAUUAAUUCGCGCCGCCGCGGAAGUCUCCUCGAUGCUCUCAAAAGAUGCCACGGAAGGCGCUUUGGGGAGUUUAAUCGUCGGCAUCUCCUACGCCGACACGCAAAACUUACUCCCGAGUUGUCUCGUCAGUAAACGAUCGCCGAGAGAAUCCAUCCAAGAAACACUCGCGAUUGUCAUCGAGCGCGGGAAAGUUGUUCAUUUGACGGAUGGGAACUCCCAAGCCUGGGAGACUUCCAUCAGCUUUGCGUUCGACAUGUUCAACAGACAAGCGACGGCGUUGAUUUCCAACGAAAAGAGCAAAAAUGAUCCCGAAGCGAGAUUACCGAGAUCAUUAAUGCGCGCUUUCUUGCCUCAACUCGACGCGAGUGGGAAGCAACGCAUAGCAGAGUUGAACGCUUGCGCGUUUUAA